GUUUUUUUUCCCUCAAGGUCUGGUUAAGAGGCCCAGGCAGAAUCUGAAGACUUUUUUGCAUGUUCUGUACUGAUUUUAAGGGGCGAAAUCUGCAGAAUUCUGCGUAUUUAUUCAUGCCUGCAUAUAGAUCCUACAUCUCCCGUCUCAUCUCAGCAACUGCUCGUGACAGAAGAACUAACCCACAUGGAUCUAGCGGCUGUCCGAAUCCUGCUACACAAGCAAGGGGACCGUCCAUUUGAGGAUCAUGUCUGUGAGUUUUUAGAAUUAGCGAAUUUAGUGCACUAUCCAGACUGCUCUCUGGUGGUUUUCUUCCGGACCAGUCUGAAUGGUGCACUGAAGGAACUGAUGCCUCCGGCUGAUCCUCACUGGACCCUCUGUGAAUAUGUGGAGAAGGCUCUGGAACGUUGCGGUUGCCGUUACACGGUGGAUUAUGGCGGGAACCCCGGGCCAAAACUUGCAUCCACGGCUCCGCCUGCUCCUCCAGAGAGUCUUCCAGUGGCUCCGCCCGCCCCUCCUCCAGCAUCUCCGCCGACUGACCCAGUCCCAGCCCUGUGGCUGCCUCCUGUCCCCACCCUGUGGCCACCUCCCAGGCCUCCUGACCCAGUCCCGGCCCUGAGGCGGCCCCCCCCAGACCUCCGAACCCAAUCCUUACCCUGGGGUCUCCUCCCUGGCCACCUGGUCAUCUUCUGGGUCUCCUUCCUCACCUGUAUCUUCCUGCCCUCCUCAGCCAUCUUUGGGGCACCAGGAGUCACCCCUUAA
Myxocyprinus asiaticus (Chinese sucker) is the source of this 759-nucleotide messenger RNA. RefSeq names its product WAS/WASL-interacting protein family member 3-like. Bases 184 to 759 code for a protein of 191 amino acids. NCBI's taxonomy places the organism in Eukaryota, Metazoa, Chordata, Actinopteri, Cypriniformes, Catostomidae. The record is from RefSeq and is a predicted model, not a curated record. The transcript is spliced from 3 exons.